Pseudopipra pipra is the source of this 2878-nucleotide messenger RNA. It is a transcript of the gene JPT2, whose product is annotated as Jupiter microtubule associated homolog 2. The coding region runs from base 46 to 690 and encodes 214 amino acids. Gene Ontology annotation, cellular component: nucleus. The transcript is spliced from 5 exons. The record is from RefSeq and is a predicted model, not a curated record. Lineage: Eukaryota; Metazoa; Chordata; Aves; Passeriformes; Pipridae.
UAGUCAUUUGUGCUGCUGGCACUGUUAGCAUCAUUCCAAGUAAUCAUGGAUAGCUUCAUGAUCAAAUUGACUCACCAGGAGGUUGGCAAAAUUUGUGCUGAACUUGGGAAUACUUUAUUAGAACAGCUCUUGAAAAGCAGAUGCUGGGCACAGCAGAAUUACCUGAGGGUAUUGAAGCCCCCGGGAGGAGGUUCUAGUAAUCUCUUUGGGAGUACAGAAGAAGUGCCUUCUUCAAGCAGACCACACCGGAUGGCAUCCAAUAUUUUUGGAGCAUCAGAACAACCUCAAAACAUUCCAAAAAGAACAAACCCUCCAGGAGGAAAAGAAAGUGGCAUUUUUGAGGACUCUAGUUCUGCUCAGCCUCGUCCGCGCAUGAAUCCACCUGGUGGGAAGACGAGCGAUAUCUUUGGGUCUCCUGUCUCUCCCAGCAUUGUGCGAGCACACCCCAACAAGCCCAAGGAUCACAUUGUCUUGAAAGAAGAUGAAACACCAAAGAAGCUAGAAGCUACAGAAAAUGUCAAACCACAGCUGGAAGAUGGAGGCAAGAAAAAAGAUGUGGGCAAAGAGGAGCGAUGCAAGGAGCCAGAACCCAAGAUAGACAAUCACGAGCCCCGCCUGGGGCCAAGGCCACGCUCACACAACAAAGUCCUCAAUCCCCCCGGGGGGAAAUCCAGCAUUGCCUUCUAUUAGGGUCAUCGGGGCACUGUCCCUAAUGGAGUCUGCACAGAAACUCUUGUCUGUGGUGGCGAGGUCAGUUUAUAGACUAUUGCUUGUGGGUAGAUUCUUAGGCAGAUGGAUGAGGGUUAUGUUAGAAUGUGUAGGAAAGGUAACCUGGUGAUUUGGGGAGGGCGGGCUGGGGAGGGAACGGGUGCCCUGUGGAAGAUGUAAGUAUUGGGCCUGCCUAGGCGGGUGGCAGAGGGGACAUUAGUGUAACUUUGUGAAAGAUCAGUGCUACUUUGUGGUGAGUUCCUCAGACUGUUAGGUUGUUAGCUAGCUCGUGGCUCAGGACACUCUAGGGGAGUCAGGCUUGCCCAUGCAGCCAACAUGUCAAAGGUCGUGAAUGAGGAGCAGCCUGGAGAUUCCAAAGUACAGCAGGUAGGCUGGGCUUUCCCCAUAGCAGUGGGAUGCAGCUUCACAGCAUGAGCUGACUUGCAGUCACAUGAAUGUAAAUAUGUUCCACUGGAACAAGUAGUGCUGCCACUGUUAGAAGUGUCUUCAGUCUUUGGUUCUCUUUCUCCUUUCUUGCUUUGCAACACGUGAUUGCUGAUACAAGGACAAAAUAUGCUGAAAGUUUCUUUUAUACUCAUAAACCAUCGCUACGUUUAUAAAGAUUGCGGUCUUCCCCUCCCAGGUAUUCAGGCCUUUCUGAUGCCUUUGGUAAUCUGCUGAUUACAAUGACUGGAUCUUGACAUGUGGCAGUCCAACAUACUAUUUCACGUAGGUGCUUCUAGAAGACUUUUAUUUAAAAGUGCCCUGGUUGAGUGCUUGCACACGUUCUGGUAAAGAUGUGGGUGCAAAAAAUAGCUUUAUGGUACUCUGCACAGAGGUAACUUGAAGUUUACAGUUACCAUGGAGAAUAUGCCCAGGUGCCCAGCCAGGUCACUCUGAUGCAGCAUGUGUGGAAAUGCCUUAGCUUUGGCACAGGUUUUCACUUUGCACCCCAUGGAAACUAUGACUGUUCUCUCUCCACCACAGUGAAUUUCCUGUUUGUUUUGUCUGUGCUGACUCUGUUAGUGAAUUCUCCUGUCUUUGGUGAGCCUUACCUUUGCCUUUGACUGCCUCACGUUUUUGUUGGUAAGGUUGGGAGUGCUGUGUGGGUUCUCACCAAGCCAUAGUUGUUUUUGCUGUAGACUAUCCUAGUUGGAAAAACAAAGGCUUAAGCAAUACAAACCUUCUGUUAGUGCUGGCUAUUGUAAAUCAUGUUUGGAAGAUGUGCAUGUUUUGCACAGACAUUUUUGGGGUAGGGUUUGUUCUCUGAAUGGACUUUUUGAUUGUAUCCACAACUUUGAUAUAUGAAUGUUAACAUUAGGUGCUGACUGUUCAAUGUAUUGAAUAGUGACUUUUUAAAUCUGAUGUAUCAAACAGGAGUUGUUCAGGUACACCAAAGAACAAGUGGCCUUAUCUGUAUGUCCACUGCUGUUCUAGCCCAGGUUCCCUGGGAAGUGCUGCCAGUGAGAGGAUGCUGGGCCAGGUGCUAAACCUCUCUGUGAUGGUGGUGCUCUCCAGGCCACAGUUCCCCUGUGGCAGCAGGGUGGGUGAUUGCUUGGACACUUAUUUGCCUUUUCAAAUCGCGAAAUAUAUGGGGCAAUGCUAAGGGUAAAACAGCCAUGGAGAAUAGGGAUUUCAGUGUCUUUGUACCUUUCAGAUUGCUUUGGAGCUGCCUGUUAUUUGUCCCCCUAGGAAAACAAGGCAGUGACUCAAACUACAACACUGGAAUGGACUUUUGUUACUUCCAAACAUGUAUUUCCUAGCAGCUACUCCUGAGUCUGUGCUCUCUAGCCUCUGGCUGUCUCAGACACAUCUAUCUGUUUCAGCUCCUUGUUCCAGUACUUGACAGGAGGCUGUCAUGUGGGAAAAUUGACCAGAGGCUGCUUCCUGCAUUGCAGACUCUGGUGCUGUCUGCAAUACUGAGCAUUUGGCAUCUUUUAGUCCCUGAUGUGCAUUGGCUGCAGUGCCUGUCUUUUAAACAACAACUUCUAACUAGGCCUUAAAUUAGUUAAACUAUGUUAAUUUUCUUGCAUUUCUUUCUUUGGAAUCUAAACAAUGUUUUCAACUCAUCAAGUAAGAUUGAUCUGAGCUUUUCCUCGGGACAGAAGGAGAUUGGAAAUCAAAUGACAGAACAUGCGAUUGUCAAUAAACCUCUGUAUUUUGUUACUUC